This is a messenger RNA of Brachypodium distachyon (stiff brome), 1230 nucleotides long. RefSeq lists its product as uncharacterized. The transcript is spliced from 5 exons. NCBI's taxonomy places the organism in Eukaryota, Viridiplantae, Streptophyta, Magnoliopsida, Poales, Poaceae. Gene Ontology annotation, biological process: protein peptidyl-prolyl isomerization. Bases 107 to 1060 code for a protein of 317 amino acids. The record is from RefSeq and is a predicted model, not a curated record. Gene Ontology annotation, molecular function: peptidyl-prolyl cis-trans isomerase activity.
UUCGGAAUAUCAAAUCAAGUCUUGAUUCUUGUCUUGUUGAAGACGCGGACGCCCGGCGACGGGAUCCUCUCUCCUUGUCUCCGGCGGCCAAGCCAAAUAGGCAAGGAUGGCUCCUCCCCCUCUCCCCCUCUCCCUUCGCAGGCCAUCCGACGCCCGCCGCCGCGGCCCCUUCAUCACCCUCACCCUUGUCCUCCUCCUCGUAGCCGCCGUCGCCUACUUCUCCUUCCCCAAGGCCGCGCGAGAACCACUCACCACCGCGGAGCCCGGCCGCUGCACGGGCAUCCAGGGCGUCGAGCUCUGGGGCCCGGCGGUCAACUGGGGCUCCCACCACCGCCUGCCAUCUGCCGCCGCCUGCUGUGCCUCCUGCAGGGCCACGUCUGCGUGCGACUCCUGGGUCUUCUGCGGGGACAAGCGCAGAUGCGGCAAUAGGUUCGGAGAGUGCUGGUUGAAGAAACAAAAGGAUCUCAUGGCUCCUUCUGUCAUUGCAAGGGGGGAGGAUGUCAUGUGGACUUCCGGUCUAAUCUUCAGAAAAUUGCAGGGAAUCGUGGGGCUGGAAACAAAUCUCGGCACACUUCACAUUCAAUUGCUGCCUGAUUUUGCACCCCGUUCUGUGGAUUACUUCAUCGAGCUAUUGGGUCUGCACAACUGUGCCGGGUGCAGAUUCUACCGUGCUGAAGGUCGUGGGCACCUGUGGGAUGCAAAAGGCGAGCAUGUAAAAAACGCUGCAUUUGGUCCACCAUAUGCGUUGCUCCAAGGAACAAUGGAAGUUGAUGGUGUAGCCUUCAAGGAGAUAGCGAAAGAAGGGUGCUUAGCGGUGAGAAGAGGAUCCAUUGCAUGGGUAGGGUCAGGGCCAGAGUUCAUGAUCAGCCUGGCGAACCACGAGGAGUGGAGAGACGCGUAUAGCGUGUUCGGGUCUGUGGUGCCAGAGGACAUGGGCAUCGCGGAGGAGAUGGCAAUGCUCCCGACGAGCACAGACAUCUGGAGCAAUGUAACUGUGAGGGUACUGAGAGACCCUGUGUAUUUCAAGGUGAAGAGAAGAAGCAACGCUAGUGCUCUGUAGGCAAUUUGCAGCCAUUGUCAGUAUUGUUGUUCUUUCUUUGGCGCUUGCAAAGAAGAGGAAUGUAAACUAGAUGAGAAUCAAACACAUGAUAUAGAAAUGGUGCCAGAAGAUGAAAAGCAGAGAUUGUGUGUAAAGAAUGAAGGAGCUGUCAGGUAUGUUUUAUUGAGAAA